AUGGACCCCGAGAUCCCGCGGGGCCCCGGCUCCAGAACCAGGACCAGGACCAGAACCGGGAUGGACCCUAGAACUUCGGCGUGCAAACGAGCGCUCGCUGUGAUCCUGCUGGUUGCCGGAAUGCUGGUUACCAUGGUGACGUCAAGCUCACCUGCUGCAGGUGUGCUGGACUCCAACCGGACGGCAGAGUCUCCGUCCCAUCCUUCCUUCCUCUCCUCCUCCUCCUCCUCCUCCAGACCCCCGGCCCAUAGCCCUCUCUCAGAUUCUCGUUACCACGGUAACAGCGGUGGCACAGGUUCUUCAGAGGACUCGGACUCUGGUGCUCAGGGGAUCCACCUCCUUCUGAGACCUCCAGACCUCCUGUCCCCCAGCCUCCCCCCACCCCUGCCUCCCCACACCCAGCCCACACUCACCCCUCCCCCCUGGGAGCAGGGCCCCUCCCUGGAGGAGGCCUGGGGCUCCGGGGACUACAUGGAGACCCUGUCCUUCAUGGUGCCAGACGGCGAGGAGCUAACCCUUGCCACGCCGCUACCCAACCAGCCCUAUGACGAGGGUGGGGGGGACUGGGUCUCCUACGACACUGCCUUCCCUACCCGCCCCACCAUCCCCCUCUCCUCACGCCUGCCUCUCUCACCCUCCUCCUCCACCCCCAGCAUCCCCCAACACACUCGCCCCUCCCAUCCGGACGUCUUCCCUAACUGGGACGAGGACUACGACCUGGAGGACCUGAUGCCUCUGGAGCCGACGGAGCUGCUGCUACCGGACAUGAACAGUAUGGAGUACUACACCAACCUGCUGGCCCGGGAGAGGGAGAGGGGGAGGGACCAGGACCGGGUGGACUGGACUGACUUUAAACCUCCCAUCACUCCCACAACAACACAAAUCCACCAACCCCCUUCAUCUCCGUCCCCGAGCUCUGGUCCUCCUCCUGAACGGGGGCCACCCCCCCUCACCCUCUCACCUACUCUCACAGGUGAGGAGAAGCCGCCUCCACCGUCAACCACCAUCAAAGCUGCUUCUGAUCCAAAGCCCAAAGACCGGACCCCAGCCCCGGGCAGACCGCCUCCCCGUCCCCCUUCCAACACAACCGGCCGGGUGCCUCCCCCUCCUCCGCUGGGACCUCCCACCCGCCCCGACAGACCGGAGAGGCCUCCAGGGGUCACGGAGAAGCCAGUGAAGGCUCCACCCACCAAGACCACCACCAGGAGCACCACCAAGACCACCACCAGGAGCACCACCAAGACCACCACCAAGGCCACCACCCCAACAACUGCCAUCACCACCACCACCCAGAUCACAGCCAUCAGCCUGACCAGAGCCCCCCCGGUCACCACACCAAGACUGGUCCAGACUCCGCCCACCAGACAGUACCUGUGUAACAUCACCAAGCCGGAGAUGUACCUGGUCCGAGUAGUCAGUUCUAAAGGUUCGUCAGCAGGUUUCACUCAAGUCAGAGAUCUUCUGAAGAGAGAGUUCAACCGUUCAGUGGAGCUCCAGUUCCUGAGAACUCCGUCCAGUUUUGCCUUCCGUGUGGUGUCGGGACCUUUGGUCUUCACCGCCAUGUCGGUCAUCAACGCCCUCCGCCAGCCGCCGCGCGGUUCCGGCCCGGUUCCCACCGCCUCGCCGCUCUACACCGUACCUGACCUCAGGUACCAGAUCCACUCCGUGCUGCAGUUCGUUCCCGCCCACGUCGACGUCAGAGUCUGCAACUUCAGCGAACGCGUGGAGAGAGGGCUGAUGAUGGCGUACGCCGAGACUCGGAGACGAUCACAUGAGGCCGGAAACGUCACCGUACAGCUGCUGAACAUCACCACGUCUGUGAGCCGGCCCUCAGCGACGGUGGAGCAGAAGGUUUCCGUCGACAUCACAUUUGCGGUGCGUGAUGGGCGGGACUACCUGCUGGGGUCAGAGGUCAGCGAACACCUGAGGAAGCUCAGUCUGGUCGAGUUCAGCUUCUACGUCGGAUUUCCUGCCCUUCAGAUCGCCGAACCGUUCCACUACCCGGAACUGAACACCUCUCAUCACCUGCGCUCCACCUGGGUCCGUACAGUCCUGUUGGGCGUUCAUGAGCAGCUGCUGGCUGAGAGAAGCUUUAAAGCUCGUCUGGAGAGACGUCUGGCUCUGCUGCUGGAGGAGAGUCUGCAGACGGCCAGCAGGAGGCGCUGGAGGAGAGCUACAGCUGUGGGCAACAACAGUCUGCAGGUGGUGCGGGUGGCCAGGCUGUCAGGGGCGGAGCUUCUGGAGGUCUUCUACUUCGUGGAGGGUCCAGGUGGUGAGCGGAUACCAGCCGAGGCCAUGGCAGUCACUCUGAACCGUCUUGAUCUUCAGAGAGCCGCCAUCGUCCUCGGACACCGAGUCCAGAGACCGAUCGCCCAAACUGUGGAGACCCUGUCUGUCCCUCCGGCAGAGACUCAGAGCAGCAGCAUCUGGCUGAUCGUGGGCGUGGUCGUCCCCGUCCUGCUGGCCGUCUUCAUCAUCAUCAUCCUCUACUGGAAGCUCUGCGGCUCAGAGAAGCUGGAAUUUCAGCCGGACGCCAUCAACACCAUCCAGCAGAGGCAGAAGCUUCAGGCUCCGAGUGUCAAAGGCUUCGACUUUGCGAAGCUGCACCUCGGUCAGCACAGCAAAGAUGACAUCAUGGUGAUCCAGGAGCCCGGCCCGCUGCCCGCCCCCGCCAAAGAGGCCACGCCCUCCGACGGCGGGGACCUCAACACCCCCAAAUCUAAAGGCUCCUCUACCAAGGCAGCUCGGACCAGCCGCCGCCGGGGCAGACUCAGCCCGUCAGACGGAGACUCGUUAGGCAGCGACCAAUCAAGCGGCAGAGAAUCGGCAGAAGAGAGCACUCGACCUGUGGCCACGCCCAGCGAGGGGAAACAGCACAGGAAGACGCCCAAAAAUGGGAGGAACAAGUUGGGAAACGGUCCAGACGAGCUCCUGUCCUCGUCCUCCAUCUUCGAUCACGUGGACCGUCUCUCCCGCGGUUCGUCCGACGGAACGCGUCGUCAGGCCAACAAGGUGCAGCUGAUCGCCAUGCAGCCGCGACCAAGCCCGCCGCCGCAGCACGCCCCGCCGCACCUGAGCCCCACCCUCACCGAGAAGGUCAGCACAGAGGUGGCGCUCAGACACAAGUCUGAGAUCGAGCACCACAGGAACAAACUCCGGCAGCGAGCCAAGAGGCGGGGCCAGUGUGAGUUUCCCUCCAUGGACGACAUCAUGGACGCAUUCGGAGAGGGACCGGUGCAGGGCGAGGUGGCACAGCGUCUCUAUAGCUCCGCCCACGACCACAUGGACUGCAUCCUGCAGGCCGACGCCCACUCACCCCCGACCCCCACGGACUCCAGGAGAAGAGGGAGGCGCUCUCCUCGGGGUCGGCGAGCUCCACCAGGACCUGGAAGUCUUCCUGAUACAGACCGAGACCGGCUGCUCACCGAUCACAGCGCCACCUACAGGAAAUACCCAGGACUCAACAACGUGGCCUACAUGUCGGACCCUGAUCUGCCCCCGGACCACGGCAGCCCCUCCCCCACUGAUGAGGUCUUUGACUCAGCCCCUCCCCCACCCCCCUAUAUGCCCCAGCCCUCAAUCGAGGAGGCACGGCAGCAGAUGCACUCCCUUCUGGAUGACGCCUUCGCCCUGGUGUCGCCGUCCUCGCAGGGCAGCGCCGGGCUGAGCGGGGUAAGCCCUGCCCUGCCCAGCCCCUCUCCCCAGGCCCGCCCUGGCCGGCAGUGGGGCUCUUACCCAGCUGCCCCCUUUCAAAGUCCCUUCUCUGCUAGAUAUGCAGAGCUCGGAAUGUCUCCAACAUCAGUCCAGGGUCUGCUGCAGAGGCAGGGUCUAAGCUCAGCAGGAUAUGUUUCUACUGGAGACCAGCUGCAGGAGUCGGUUUACUCCAGCAGGGGGCAGUACGAGGAACCCCCCUCCUCAUCCAGACCGCGACCUGUAGGGGGCAGCACAGGUGCGCAGCUCCACCACCUGACCCAGGUGGGUUUGUCCAGUCAGAUUGGAGCGUACCCUGGGGUGGGUCGCAGCAUGUCUGGUCCCACUGGCUCCAGCUGGAACCAGCAGCACUCAGACCAGGACCUAUCCAGACCAGGAGCCAGCAGAGAGAGUGUGCUGUCGUUUCCUGAGUUCUCCUCUUCCUCUGUUUUCCAGAUGCCCAGCUCCUCGUUACGGGACCCGUCGGCUCCACCUCUCCUUCUGACCUCACCGACUCCAGAGUACCCGCCGGAGGACGCCUCCCCCUCUGCCCACACAUCCGCCUCCCUUAUAAAGGCUAUCAGGGAGGAACUGCGACGUCUGGCACAGAAACAGACUGCAGUGACCAGCUACCCUUAG
Anoplopoma fimbria (sablefish) is the source of this 4329-nucleotide messenger RNA. Its product is annotated as UPF0606 protein KIAA1549. NCBI's taxonomy places the organism in Eukaryota, Metazoa, Chordata, Actinopteri, Perciformes, Anoplopomatidae. The record is from RefSeq and is a predicted model, not a curated record.